AUGGGCGCAAGCGAUUCUAAGCUCGUUUUCAAAAAGGGCAUCUUCCGCUUGUCGGAAGAACGCCACAUUCCAUCUGACGACCCGUCCUGGGCCGCGUUCUGGGAGCUUCCCGAGUCAGCCGAGGACAUCUUCAGCCUUUUCGCCCCUGCCGACAUCCGGCGCACCCGUGACAAUGCCCUUGAGAACCUCGAGACAUUGAUACAGACCGUGACGGGGCAUCUGUUCAUGCUUCGCCACCAUCCCUCUUUUCCUGACCCAGAACUAGCUCCAGACCGAGAGGCGCUCAACUGUAUCCGUGUCCUGACCCGCAUCCUCCCGUUUAUCUAUGAGAAGGAAGCCUUGCGCGAGUGGGAGUACCGUGUGUUUUGGUCUCCUCGUCGUAGGAAGACACGCAAGGCGUCCAUUGCCAGUGAGGUCUUGUUUGAUGGAGGGGCUGCGGAUGCAGACGGGAAUAUCAAGACACCGGCAGAGGAUUAUGAGGAGGUGAAGCCGCUGGCAGAAGAGCUCAUCGAUACCCUGCUGGACUUCCUCUUCUUCUCGGAGUUGACCGUCCCCAAGGCACCACAUGGCAAGCCGAAGGUCACUUAUGCCAUUUGGCAGAGCGGUGUGGGUUGCAACACGUCAAUACCUACUACUAAGGACCAUGAGAAUAAUCGGUGUGAGGUGUUGCGUCUGCUGUUGACGUUGGCCAGCCAGAGCAUGUACCUGUCGCCGAGUGUCCUGCCCCAGCAAGGAGUCAAGGCUCUCACUUACAUCUGCACCUGUCCUGACAAGCAGACCGUUCUCUCCGUGCUAUGCUCUUUGCUCAAUACCACCCUCAAGUACAACCCAGCAAGCUGGAGGGUACCAUACAAUACUCUCGUCUUCAAAGACCCCAGGGAGGUGCUUAUCACAUAUGCCCUUCAGUUCCUUCUGACGACGCUGCUCUACCCCAUCCCUGAAGAGCCGGGUCUCCCAACUCCCAAGAACUACUACCGCCACUACCUCGGCCGUCUUCACCGGCCCCAAGACUUCCAGUUCGUCGUGGACGGCAUCACCCGUGUCCUGAACCAACCCCUUCAUACUACGGCAGCCUUACUUCCUGGUUCCCAGACCACGGUGCGGUUCGCCCCUGAGAUUAUCAUGCUCUUUUGGGAAAUUCUGCAGUGCAACAAGCGGUUCAGGGCCUUCAUCGUGGACACGGAGAGGGCGCAUGACUUUAUCGUCUUGAUCCUCUUCUAUGCUCUCGAGUAUAAGACGGACACGUCCAAGCAAGGAGUCGUCCGAAUGUGUGCCUUCAUCUUACAGACACUCAGCGUGGAAAAGAAUUUUGGUGUCAACCUUAACAAGGCAUUUGAGGCACAGGAUACCCUACCUCCUGCUAUACGCAUUGCCGGUUUUAAGGGCACAUAUGCAGACUUCCUCAUCCAGUCCAUCUACAAUCUGAUCACCACAAGCCAGGGAAAGCUCACAGCAAUCUAUCCUGCACUCCUGGCUGUGAUCAACAACAUCGCCGCCUAUCUCGAAGGGCUGAGUGCAACCACAUGUUCCAAGCUCAUCCAGUUGUUCAGUUCCAUGUCCUCACCCUCCUUCCUGUUGGCCAACGAGACGAACCAUCGCCUACUGCGGUCGUUGCUCGAGGCUAUGAAUGCCAUUAUCGAGCAUCAAUAUGAGAAAAACGCCCAGUUCAUCUAUUCAAUCCUCAGACACAGAAAACGAUUCGAAGCCCUGCGAUCUUUCACUCUUGAAAGCGGCCAGGAAGAGAUCGAGCGGCGCAACCGGCAUCGCAAGGACAGCGGUGCCGACCCCUUCGAGCCAAGCUCAACAAGAACCUCGGUCGACAGCGUUAGAAGCCCAACGGCACCACUCUCUCGAGCUCCAACCCUCGGCGAUGUCCCCGAGGAUGGCACGUUCGCCAUCGGCGACGAGUCCGACAGUGACAACGACCACGAAACCGAGGAGACACGCCCCACACCCGCCACAUCGACCCCCAACGACACGCCCUCCGCAGCAGCUUCCUCCGCAGGCGACGUUGACGACGUGCCCCGGCAGUUGCAGGGCAUGUCGGAGAAGGCUCGCGGCAAGCUGCCGGCCGGCUCAUGCCCGCACGAUUUUACUUUCUCCCGGCAAAACAGCACCACAAAUUUGGGGAGUUUGUCUGGGCCUGGGCCUACGAGCGGAAUGCAUCACCAGGCAGGCGGCUCAUUCGAACCCACGGCGCAGUGGAUCGAUAGUUGGCUGCCUGAACUCCCGCUGCAUACCAUCUUGACUGUCCUUCAGCAAUUGUCGGCGCUACUCCCGCGGCAGGCUAUCUCCUCUUCUACUUCCUCAACAACCCCGUCUUCUCAGAGCCCCUCUUCUGCUACUGCCCCCGAAUAUGCCCCAGCCAUCCCAUCAUCCACCCUCCUCUCCCAAAUCCGCACCACCCACCUCAUCGGUAUCGACCCCUCCCCCAUCAGAAUCCACUCCUUCGAAUGGUCCCCCCUCGCCCUAGGCUGGUACGAGUCCCUCCUCUGGGGGCUGAUUUUCUUUGCGGAAAUGCAGGUCACGGCACGUGGCACCGUCGGCGUGUGGAAUGCGGCACAGGCGGGGAUAAAGCUGUUUCGUGUGCAGGAGACUGCGCCGCAGGGGCCGAGCCUGACGAGUCCUAGGGGCGCGGUUGAUGCAGUGGGGAGUAAUAUUGUCGAGAGAAUUGGCACGGGUUUGGGGGGGAUUACGUUGGGGGGGAUUGGGAGGGGGGUUGUCCAGGGACAAGGGCAGGGGCAAAGGCAAGGGCAAGGGCAAGGGCAGACUUCUCCUGAAAGGAGGUGUGAGAGUGAUGGGGGGUUUGAAAGGGGAGAGGGUUUGCCUUCUUUUGUACAGUGA
Messenger RNA from Thermochaetoides thermophila DSM 1495, 2844 nucleotides. RefSeq lists its product as uncharacterized. Gene Ontology annotation, cellular component: Golgi trans cisterna; Golgi medial cisterna; membrane. Lineage: Eukaryota; Fungi; Ascomycota; Sordariomycetes; Sordariales; Chaetomiaceae. The transcript is spliced from 5 exons. The record is from RefSeq and is a predicted model, not a curated record. The coding region runs from base 1 to 2844 and encodes 947 amino acids.